AUGUCGAUUCCCAACGAAGCUCUGCAGAAGCUACUGCAAGAAAUCGAGACCCAGGCCAUCACCUCGCAGCAACAACUGAACAUCACCAAGGCGCAAAUCACAGCCAAGCAGAAGAACGCCCGUCUCCUCGAGUUGACAUCGAAGGAACUUAGCACGCUGCCGAAGAAUACCAAGGUGUAUGAGGGUGUGGGCAAGAUGUUUGUUGGUGUCCCGAUGCAAGCUGUCGACAAGCGCAUGUCGUCCGAGAAUAGUACGUUAAAAACCGAAAUUUCUGGCUUGGAGAAGAAACUGGACUACUUUGAGACGACACAUGCGAAGGCCCGCGAGAACCUGGAGGCAAUUUUGAAGCCGCGCAAGUAG
Aspergillus ruber CBS 135680 is the source of this 360-nucleotide messenger RNA. RefSeq names its product putative prefoldin subunit 1. Gene Ontology annotation, molecular function: protein folding chaperone. Gene Ontology annotation, biological process: protein folding. The transcript is spliced from 3 exons. The record is from RefSeq and is a predicted model, not a curated record. NCBI's taxonomy places the organism in Eukaryota, Fungi, Ascomycota, Eurotiomycetes, Eurotiales, Aspergillaceae. The coding region runs from base 1 to 360 and encodes 119 amino acids. Gene Ontology annotation, cellular component: prefoldin complex; cytoplasm.